AGUACAUAUUCAGUAUAGUAUGUCGGUGGUGGGCCACACUGCUUUUGAGGCAAGACAGGCAGGGGUAUGUAUAGAGUACCAAUUUUCAAGUCAGAUGAGUUUCGUUUCUUCAGAAGAAGCAGUGGUAGUAGUCCUGCAUGGGAAUGGAGACACCAUGAGCGAUAAAGAUGAUGGCCAUGGUGAUGAGAAGCAGCAGCAGCAGCAACAGGAUGAGAUAGAACGAGAAGCCAGCCUAUCACAUCGUAGGCUGACAGCAGUAGCAGCACAUUAGGUUGGCCCGAAGGAAGCUGGCCUGAAGUUGGCCUGAAGCAGGGCCCCCCGCUCCGGCUCCGACUCCGGCUCUUUCCGCCUCCGACUCCGACACCCUUUUGGGGGCUUUUUCUCGCCCUAUUUCCAGUUUUCGGUAAGUGGCCUGGCUGCUUUAGGCGGUAAGUAACCGUCUGUACGAGACUAGUCCAUACCGUUUCCCUCCCAUACGCAAUGUAACGCUCAAGGUUCGAUUGGCCGCCUCCCGGAAGAUCCUCCAC
This is a messenger RNA of Aspergillus welwitschiae, 527 nucleotides long. RefSeq lists its product as uncharacterized. The record is from RefSeq and is a predicted model, not a curated record. The coding region runs from base 20 to 271 and encodes 83 amino acids. Lineage: Eukaryota; Fungi; Ascomycota; Eurotiomycetes; Eurotiales; Aspergillaceae. The transcript has a single exon.